CCUUUCAAACCUCACCGAAAAGAGUCUUCUACGUCACAACCAGAUGUUCUUCACAGGAACACAGGAUGUCACGUCGUCAAAUUCUGAAUUAUUAAAUCAAGUUGUCGCAAGGCUAAGGCACGUUUAGCUCAAUGCAAAUUGUCGCAUAUUAAUCACUCCUAUCAGCUAUAUGCAAAGAGGCUAAUUGGGCACCUUGGUCGACGUAGUUCUUCUUCAUACGUGUAACUUAAUUUUUUGACGGAAACAAUGGGAGAAAACAAUCAAUGGCCCUGGCUACUCCUCGAGCAAGGCAGCCAUUACUAUAUUGGCCCAAUAGGGCAAUGGAAUGUGCUAACAACUUCCCUGGGCUGCUGGAGACAUGUGGUAUGAUUUAUCAAUUACAGACCUCAAAAUACUGCGACCUGCGCUUCCAAUACCCCGACAAUCAUAACCGCAUGCCAUUCUUUACCGCAGCAUAGCGACUUCGAAGUUACCUAACCCGAUAGUUUGCCUACGGAAAGCGCGGCCAUCACGAGAUGGACUUGUACGGCGUGGUCACCCACAAAAAAUUGUGUCGAAAACAUUGGACCCAAACCUAUCCGAAGUAGGAAAGAAGGCACAUAACCGGAACGAAAAGCAGUAUCGAGAUAAUAUAAAUGCUAAAUUUGAGCAACUCGAAGUUCCAGAUGCCCGGUGCACUGCUUCAAGAUAUCUCACAUCACUGCCCGCGACUGACAGUGCUUGACCUGCCUAUGAC
Molecule: messenger RNA, 736 nt
Organism: Aspergillus pseudonomiae
Lineage: Eukaryota; Fungi; Ascomycota; Eurotiomycetes; Eurotiales; Aspergillaceae
Exons: 2
Coding region: 264-458 (64 amino acids)
Source: RefSeq, a predicted model, not a curated record